Cutaneotrichosporon oleaginosum is the source of this 2543-nucleotide messenger RNA. RefSeq lists its product as uncharacterized. The record is from RefSeq and is a predicted model, not a curated record. Lineage: Eukaryota; Fungi; Basidiomycota; Tremellomycetes; Trichosporonales; Trichosporonaceae. Gene Ontology annotation, molecular function: ATP hydrolysis activity; ATP binding. Gene Ontology annotation, cellular component: mitochondrion; cytoplasm.
CUCGUCUACCUCAGCCACUCAUCAACGAUCAAGAUGAGACACUGAGACACACGAGAUGGGACAUGUGCGACGAGAUUUAUACUGUACAUCGCUGCCAUCACGAGCUUGCCAUUGCCGACAUGACAUGCCCACAGCAAUCUCCGUCCAUCAUCAGAGCGGAAAUCAUAUCCGCAUAAAUCUCUGUCCAACACGGCAUAUCUCGCUCGCAGCUCGCAGCAGCGCAUCAGCCCCCGUUCUCCACGACUUGAUGACUUGAUGACCUCUUAAUCAUUUUAUUGUCUGAUGCGUGGACUCUUGAUCCCAUCAUGAUUCAUCAUCCUCAUAAUCUCUCGAGUUGACCCGCAUCACCCGUGCGCAGCAGAAUACCGACCCCACGGGGUACGGAGAAACGUUGCCGAACUCUCUUACAUCGCGACGUCACUUGCAGCACCACUCCAUGCUCUCCACUCAUCACCAUGCUCCGACACGCGUCCCGUCUCGCCGCCCACUCAGUGUGCUCGCCGCGUAAUAUCGCCCUGGCGCCGUGGCAUGUAUUGCGCGCACGCUCCGUGCCACUGGCCGCGGGUCGGAGACUGUACGCAACACAUACUGGAGCGGAAGCACCGCCAGAGGCAUUGCAAGAUGCGCAGCAGCCUCCCAAGACCGACUUGCUGGAAGUCUACCGCGGGCUGGUGGAAAGCGGGCGCUUGACAUGGGACGACGAGCAGGUCCGCAUCGUCAUGCGACUACGACACCUUUACAACGAGUUGCGGGACUACACGCCGCCGCUGGAGCUGCUGGCCAAACUCGGACCGGCCCCACCGCAGAAGCUCACGCAGUCGUGGUUCCGGACCAAAGCGCGCCGCUCCGCCCAGGCCGCCGCCAUCGGUCUCGGCAACUCGGACGCCGAGCACGCCCUCGUCAAAGUCCUGUCGGGCGAGGAGGAGAUCGCGCUCCUCACCACACCCAAGGGAAUCCUCAUCACGGGUCCGCCGGGCAGCGGCAAGUCGUUCCUCCUCAGCAUGUUGUUCGAUGCGCUGCCGACGCAGAAUAAGGCGCGGCAUCACUACCACGCCUUCACGCUGUGGCUGUACCAGCGGGUAUUUGCCGAGAUGGAGCGCCGGCGGCGAGACACUCCUGUCACUCAGGCCGAGCUGAAUCGCGUCCUGGCUGGAAUGAAGGGGUGGCGCGCCGUGUUUGCCAGCGGACGCUGGAGGGAGGGCGCGGACACGGACCUCGCCAUGUCCGAGCCGUCGUACGCUGACCCUAGGGAUACGAUCCCCUUUGUCAUCGCGAAGGAGAUGAUAUUGCAAUACCACAUCCUCUACUUUGAUGAGCUGCAGCUCCUUGAUGCGUCGAGCGCUGCCCUUCUGCGCGACGUGCUGAGCUGGUACUGGCGUCUUGGUGGUGUCGUCAUCUCCUGCUCGAAUCGCGUCCCAGACGACCUCUACCACCACGGUGUACAAAAGGAGCGGAUGCAUGCAUUCCUCGACUCGCUCAAGGGCCGGUGCGACGUCGUCGAGCUCGACAGCGGGAAGGACUGGCGAAAGAUGGCGGGCGAGGGAGAGCUCGAGCCGCGGUGGCUUGAUGCGGGCGACGGAGCAUUCGACGACCUGUGGGCCGCCGAGGCAGGCGAGUCCGCCCCCGUCAAUCUGGUGGUUUAUGGCCGCCGCGUGCGCGUGCCCGAGGCCAAGGCAGAGGCGUGCCGCUUCCCCUUCGCCGAGCUGUGUGAGACACCUCUCGGCCCAGCAGACUACCUUACCCUCGCGUCGACCUUCGCGACGUUCUACAUUGACGCCGUGCCGAUCCUCCUACUCAAAAACAAGAACGAGGCGCGCCGCCUUAUCAACCUCAUCGACGCCCUAUACGAGGCACGCUGCAAGGUCGUCAUCCGCGCCGAGGCGCGGCCUGAGCGUCUCUUCUUCCCCGACGCCCUCGAUCCCUCCAUUGACCCCGAGCAGCACGACCUGCUCGCGGCCGAAGCGCUCUCCGAGUCCCUUGGCGCGCAGCCGCGCGCCAACGUCUCCUUCUACAAUCCCAAAACACGCGCCGAACGCGAAAAGCAAGACCGUGCCGACCUUGGCUCUAGCUUCGCUGUCAUGUCCAUCUUCACAGGCGAGGACGAGCGCUUCGCAUACAAACGCGCCGUGUCGCGCCUUGUAGAAAUGUCCACGUCGCCGGCGUACGCCGCCGAAGCAUGCGGCGUCGCUGCGCGGGGGUGGGAGCACACGCACGUGGACGCGGACGCGACGGCGCCGGCUACGCGCGCGUCGGCGUCGCCACACCGCGGCAGUGGGAGCUUGGGGCCCAAGGGCGACGAUAUGGCCACCGAGGCGGGCUCGCGCUUCGGGCCGUAUGAAGAGCCCGAGAUCGAGAUCCGGCGGCGCGCGCCCAAGCUCGCCGAGCACCAUGCGUGGGGCGUCGAGGAGGGAUGGGGGAAGAAGGCCGGGCGCUGGGGCAAGGGCGCGAGCGUGUACCGCAAAGCGGAGGAGGGCGACGCAUAGUAGCGAGUAGCAUUAGAGCUUGGCGGCAUAGAGUCCAAGCGUAUGCAUGCAUGCGGCAUG